Molecule: messenger RNA, 3847 nt
Organism: Lolium rigidum
Lineage: Eukaryota; Viridiplantae; Streptophyta; Magnoliopsida; Poales; Poaceae
Exons: 10
Coding region: 1-3591 (1196 amino acids)
Source: RefSeq, a predicted model, not a curated record
AUGCUGCGGCGCGGCCUCCUCACCGCCGCCCUCCGCCAUGCCCGCCGCCACCCCCGCCUCCUUCCCCGGCCCCGCCUCCUCUCCUCCGGCCCCACCCCGCCUCCUCCAUCCCCCACCGCCUCCACCCUCCCCGUCGCGGCACCUCCCGCUCCACGCCACCACCUCGCGCCCCACACCCCCACCCCGCGCCGCAUCCCCCCGCUGCUCGCCCUCUCCGCGCUCUCCCUCGCCGCCGGAACCGCCACCGUCUACGCCACCACCGACAACGUCGAGGAGACCCUGGCGCGGACGAGGGCGUCCGCGGCGCGCGUGGCGGGGCAGAUGCGCCACACGUGGACGGCGGGCGGGGUGCUCUGCAAGUCGCUCAUGUCCGUGCUCUCCUCCGCCAACCACGAGGUGCGCUCCGGGUUCGAGCUGCGCGUCGCCGCGCUGCUCGCCGACAUCACGGCCGCCAGCGCCGCCCGCCGCGCCGCCAUCGUGUCCGCCGGCGGCGGCGCCGUCGUCGACUGGCUGCUCGACAGCAUCGUGCGGGGCGCCACGCAGGCCGAGGCCGCGAGGGCGCUCGCCAACCUGCUCGCAGACCCCUGGGUCGCGCCUGCCGUGCUCGGCCGCCCAAGGGCCGUGCCAUGCCUCCUCCAGUUCAUCUUCUCCUACCAGCCUAAGCGCGGCAAGAAGAACUCUAGAUAUUCUUCAUUUGAUGGUUUAGACCACUCUAAAGGAAGGAGCAUGCUUGUCGCUGCUCUCAUGGAUAUAAUCACAUCCAACUGUGACAAUGCAAAUUAUUCGUCGUUUCAGCCUUUGUUGCCCGCAGAUGCUGAUACAAGAGAUAUUGCAGUAGCCCUUGAAGUCAUUGAGCAAGGGGGGAUGCAUUUUGAUGACCAUGAGGAUAAUAGCAGUGAUGAUGGUGAUAGUGGAUUAAAGGGGAUAGGGAUCAAGGUACUUGGUGGAACCACUAUAUUGGGAUUCUCUAGAGAAAAUAACUCGCUAGAGAUGGGCAACUCAGGUGAUGAUAUCCAGGAAGUUGCGCAAAACGGUAGAAUGGAAGCUGGACAGAAUAGUAGAGGUCUGGUAAUACAAGAGUCUAUUAGUGAUUCUUCAGACAUUGAGAGACUAAGUUCUCAUGGUACCCCAGGCCUUUGGGAUGAUUUACAGAGGGAGCAUGUAGCUGUACCUUUUGCUACCUGGGCUCUUGCUAAUUGGGCUAUUGCAUCAGAUCUAAACCGCACUCGUAUUCAAGAACUUGAUAGUGACGGGCAUGCUGUCACAACUGCACUGAAGGCUCCGGAAAGAACUGUCAAGUGGCAUGGAGCCUUGGUGGCCCGAGCUCUUUUGGAAGACCAGAGCUUGACACUGGCUCCUUCUGUCCCUGAUUGGUCCUCGAGUCUUCUUUUAACAGCUUCUCAGGCCACCGAGAAUGGCGACAUGUCAUUGGCGCAAAUGUCACUGUCAACUUUCCUAUUAUCCAUGAUACGAUGUAGUGAGUCAAAGUUUGUGAUAAGGCAGAAGGGUCUUCAUCUUCUUCGUAAUAUUGCGAAAAAAAUAGAAAAUGAAAAUAGUCAGAGUAGUAUGAAGGAAUCAUUAGCGAUUGCCUUGAGUUCGCUAUAUUCCGGUGAAGUUCCUUUGUCACUUGAAGAAUCUCAAAGAUGGUCCGGCGUUCUUCUUCGUUGGCUCUUUGACAAGUCUGUAUCAGACACGACACAUCUUACGUCUGUAAAAAUUCUUUCAUCUAUACUUGAGGAUUAUGGGCCAUCAUCCGUGCCGAUUUCUCAGGGAUGGUUAGCCCUCGUGCUUUCUGAAAUUCUUGGAGACAGCAAGACACAAAAUAUCAAAGGAACAGCCCCGCCUCAACCAGAGAGAGUGAAGAAUCAAGUUGAUUAUCAUAAUGCUUACACGGCGACUCAGGUCUUGAAUCAAUUAGCUACAGCUGUUGUUAAAUUAGCAAGUGUUCAAUCAGGCUAUGAUUCUGGGUCUGGUGACAAAGUGCCACUUCCCGAUUUUCUCUCCCUUGAACCAUUUGCUACAGCCCUGAAGAACAUGAACAAAAAGAGCCCACCCAAGUUUGAUGCAGUUGACUCUGCGUUAGCUACGCUUAAGGGAAUAAAAGCACUAGCCGAGCUUUCUUCUGAGGAUGUUGUGUGCCAAAAGAGGAUAGCUGAUUUAGGAGUUCUUUCCUUGUUGAGACACAUCCUUGUUGGUGACGAUUAUGAGAAACUUGCUGCAAUAGAAGCAUAUGAUGCAUCCCGGCUACGAGAAGUACAAGAUAAGAAUGUUUCUGCUUCUAAUGAUUCUUCUACUGCUGCUACAACUGAUCCCAGUAGUGUACGGGUUCCUCCGGCAGCACAUAUUCGACGGCACGCUGGGCGGCUGCUUACCAUUCUCUCCCUUCUACCCAAUUCAAAGAAGGAAAUUAUUUCUGAUGAUGUAUGGUGCAAGUGGCUUGAGGAAUGUGCAAGUGGACGACUUCCUUGCAAUGAUAUAAAACUAAAAAGUUACUGCAGACUAACUCUGUUAAACGUAUUCUGCUCUGAGAAUCAGAAUACAAGAAGUGCUUCUGGUGAAUAUCCUGAUACAGGAAGUGAGAACAAAAGAAAAUGUCCUCAGUUUGGAGAUGCGCUGUUCUUGCUGAAUCCAGAAUUACCUCUAGAGGUUCAUUUGGACAACAGUGGUUGUGGUAUUUCAAGAGAUACUUGUAAGGAUGAUGGAUGCGUUGAAGAUAGUGCCUCUGAAACUCGAAGCAUAGAUGAUUCAGAUACUGCAUCCAAAUGUGUCUCCCCUUUGGUCGAUGUUGUGUUUAUCCAUGGUCUUCGUGGUGGCCCAUUCAACUCAUGGCGGAUAGCUGAUGACAAGUCAUCAACUACCAAAGGUGGUCUGGUGGAAACCAUAGACGAAGAUGCUGGAAAAGAAGGCACUUGUUGGCCAAGAGAAUGGCUUUCAUCAGAUUUUCCCCAAGCUCGUUUCUUGACGGUCAAAUACAAGACAAAUUUGACACAAUGGUCUGGAGCCAGCUUGCCCCUUCAGGAGGUGAGCUCCAUGCUGCUGAGGAAGAUGGUGGCUGCUGGGAUCGGUAGUCGUCCUGUUGUGUUUGUGACUCAUAGCAUGGGAGGACUGGUGGUUAAGCAGAUGUUGCAUCAAGCGAAGCUGAACAAUUAUGACAAGUUCCUGAACAAUACAAUUGGACUAGUCUUCUAUAGCUGUCCACAUUUUGGCAGUAAACUUGCUGACAUGCCAUGGCGUAUGGGUUAUGUGCUUCGUCCAGCUCCUUCAAUUGGCGAAUUAAGAAGUGGGUCUCCAAGACUGGUCGAGUUAAAUGAUUUUGUGCGGCAGCGCUACAGUAAGGGACUUCUUGAUGUUCUAAGUUUUUGCGAGAGCGAUGUCACACCAAUUGUUGAAGGUUAUGGUGGUUGGGCAUUUCGAGUGGAGAUAGUGCCAAUUGAAUCUGCAUACCCAGGAUAUGGGGAGCUGGUUGUUCUGCAGGACACUGACCAUAUAAAUUCAUGUAAACCGGUGAACAAGAAUGAUCCUUCAUAUGCGGAGACUUUGGCUUUUCUGGAGAAAAACUUGAAAUUGCGUGAGAAAAAAGCCGAGUCCUAGUUUGUGUUUCCCCCCAGAAUGUUGAGCUCCAUCCAGUACAGUGUAUCACUUGCAUGCGAAUAGUGCACAGAAUUUCCUUGGGCAGUAUAGAGGCUUCUGUUUUCUCAGAGAUUUCUUGUACUUUUAGGAGAUUUGGGCGGGGUGCUGUGUUUUAUGAAGCCCGCGUCCAAUUAGACGACAACACGUUGUACAUGUAACUGACAAGCUGUAAAUAGUGACCCUCUUUUGCUUUGCUGAAAUGGUCCAUCCUUUGUAC